AUGGAUACAGAUCACCACCAUCAAGGAUCAGAUAACAGCAACAGCAACAACAACUUCGGCCCUCCCUCUUGGAUGGAAGUUGGGGAUAUGAACUCCUCCCAGCACUCGCCCACCCUCCCCGAUUUCCACAGCAUGGGCUAUGGCUCUCACCCUAUCAUGCCCUUGGACCCGUCCUACGGUCUGUCAAUACCUCCGCCCUACGCCUCGCUGCCAUUGACCGUCCCGUCACACCAAUGGCCCAGCUUGAUCGCAACGCAAUCGCAUUUCCCGGAUUCUGGUCUGCCGUCGCAUACUCAGCUUCCUGGUGUUUCUCAGGUUGCGCCUCAGCAGUCGGGACGUAAGUCGUCCACUAGUAGUGCUGCGCCGCGGAGGACGCUUACGGAUGAGGACCGUCGACGCAUGUGUCUUUACCAUGAGGAGCAUAAGACGGCGAAGCAGACGGAUAUUGGAGCUUUAUUUGGCGUGGAAAGAAGUACGGUUUCGAAGGUAUUGCGCCAAAAGGAAAAGUAUCUGAAUGCCGAGGACACAACGCGAUCUCCCAUUAAGCGCACCAAAGGGAGAGUCCCCGACAUCGAGAAAGCCCUAUCUAACUGGGCUCGCAACUAUCAAAAGCAAGGUUUCCCUCUGGCUGAUGCGCAAAUCCGGGAGAAAGCUAUGUUCUUCGCAAGCACCUGUGGUAGCCCUGAUGGGAAAGAGAGGGUUUUGACCACGCGAUGGCUGGAAAAAUUCAAGCAAAAGCAUAUUCUCGGCUCCAAGUCUCGAAAGAGUUCUUUUGCUAGCGCCAAGAGUGACUCGACCAGUCCAUCUCGUCUCAGCAUCAACUCCGCGUUGGCAUCUGCCGUGCAGUCUCCUACUCUGAUUUCUCCCACCUCGCCCACCGGGUUCAUUUCACCAACAUCCUUGUCUCCCACUCAGAGUCACGAGAACAUCAAGACGAACCUGGCAGAGAGCCUCGCUGAUUUGGCAGAAUACCAAAGAAACAACAAAAAUAUAACUUCCCCGGAUACCACUGCUUCUUCCCUCUCGCCUGGUGUGACUAGCCCAACAUCAUUGAUGUCGGACCCAUUUUCCCCUGCCACGGAUGCCAACAAACCAAGGAACGAAGCGUUCCCAUUCGGCACGGUUGACCCCAACAUGAUAUCCGAGCAGCAGCAACACCAACAAUCACCUCUCGAACAACAUCAGCCCCAUCCGCUGUCCCUUCCGAUUCUCGAAUCGCCUUUCGAAGAGCACCACAACACCAACACUGUCCCUGAUCAUUCAAAUACUGUUAAGCGCAACCGUAGUCAUCCCGAGAUCAAGGCUCGACCAAUUUAUCCAGCCAUCUUUUCCAAGUCAGCCACCGUUUCGCCAAUCAGCCCUCCUGGGUCUCCCACACAGGAUGAAGCGCGUCAGGCUUUGGAACUGGUCAUGAACUACUUCCAACAGCAACCGGCAGGGCUGUGUGCGCAGGAAUAUUUUACUAUGGGGAAGUUGAUGGAGCGACUGGACUUGGCUAAGAACCAGUCCCAUAUGCUUCCUGGCGGAUUUACUCGGAUUGAAGAACACAACGAUCCGACCUCCCAAAUGAAUAGGAAGAGGAGCAUCCAUGGUCUUGUUUAG
Messenger RNA from Aspergillus ruber CBS 135680, 1602 nucleotides. RefSeq lists its product as uncharacterized. Bases 1 to 1602 code for a protein of 533 amino acids. Gene Ontology annotation, molecular function: DNA binding. Lineage: Eukaryota; Fungi; Ascomycota; Eurotiomycetes; Eurotiales; Aspergillaceae. Gene Ontology annotation, cellular component: nucleus. The record is from RefSeq and is a predicted model, not a curated record. The transcript has 3 exons.